Anarrhichthys ocellatus (wolf-eel) is the source of this 3638-nucleotide messenger RNA. RefSeq names its product tRNA methyltransferase activator subunit 11-2 (gene trmt112). NCBI's taxonomy places the organism in Eukaryota, Metazoa, Chordata, Actinopteri, Perciformes, Anarhichadidae. The transcript has 4 exons. Gene Ontology annotation, biological process: rRNA (guanine-N7)-methylation; peptidyl-glutamine methylation; tRNA methylation. Gene Ontology annotation, molecular function: protein heterodimerization activity. The record is from RefSeq and is a predicted model, not a curated record. Bases 535 to 906 code for a protein of 123 amino acids.
ACUCUAGUACCUCACUAAAGUAGCCUACAGGUUUGUGGCACUUCAACUUUACAUAUGAUCGACUGAGAUAUGACCAAAACUACAUGUAAUUGUUAAUUUUCAAUGUUAACAUGUUCAUGCAUCAGUAACAAGAGCCCAACAAUGUAAUAAUUAUGAUAAUAUUCCUUUGCAAACUAUACUGAGAAUACUGUUUUUUUCUUAUUUGUUUGUGGAUUAUUGUUGUUUAUAAUGGGGCAGGUUUAAAUAUCACCCAAAAAGCUAUUACAGUAUAUUACACUGGCAUUAUGAGUUUGUAUAAAGUAAAUAACACUGAAGGGACUACUACAAAGACACACAUUGACACUAAACUAAAUAACUGAUAUUACCAAGGAACCAACGGUGGUGGAGUUAACGUUUCGGGGAACUGUUUUAGCGAUGCAACAACGGCACUUCCGGUCCACAUGUAAACGCUACAGCGUGAUUUAAACGUACAUUACAGACUAUCUGUGUACACUUACCAGAAAACUAUCGUCAAACCAGCGACUGUUUGUAAAGAUGAAGCUGCUCACGCACAACAUGUUGACAUCUCACGUGAAGGGAGUCACUAAAGGAUACCCGCUGCUCAUCAAGGCGACCGAGGUGAAGGUGAACGAGGUGGACUUCAACGCUCAGUUUGUCAGCCGGAUGAUCCCCAAACUGGAGUGGAGUGCUCUGGUCCAGGCUGCAGAGGAGUUGGGUCACCGGCAGGACCUGCCGGGUGAGCUGGUGCCAGAAUACGAGAACAACGAAGAAUUCCUGAAGAAAGUGCACAGAGUGCUUUUAGAGGUGGAGGUGAUAGAGGGCUCUCUGCAGUGCCCUGAAUCCGGAAGAGAGUUCCCCAUCUCCAGAGGAAUCCCCAACAUGUUGCUGAGCGAGGACGAGGUGUAGAUGGCAGCUUCGCCAAGUCAACGGUUCUCACACGCAACCUCACCCCAAGCUGUCACUCGGCUGGGAUUGUGGGUAUUCAGAGAGAGGAGAGAGGUUGGACUUAAGUUGGUGCCAUGAGAACCACACUGUUUAGUUGAUUGUUGUUAUGACAUUUAAGUGGCUGAUGCUGCCAAUAGAGGAAACAGUUUUGAAGAAGAACGGAUGGAAAUGUUCCCAGAGUAACCCCCAGUGGUUUUAUCUGUAUUUAUUUUUGUUACUGUUUGGGGUUCUCUCUUUUUUUUUUUUUUUUUUUUUUUCCAAUAAAACUGUCCUGAUUUCCACGACAGCCAAAAUUGUUUCAGGUUUUUGUGGAAAAUAUGGAUUUGCUUCUAUUACAGACGUACUAAAAUAUAAAAGCCCAGAGGCUCCAUGAGUGAGAGGCCGGCUCUGAGCCUCAUCUCGCCCUCUGUCCGGGUUUAAAGUGCUGAGGGCCAGAUGACGUGGCAGUGGCUCGUCUAUAUUUGGCUUUGAGGAAAAGAAGCAGAAAAAGCAGGCCGGCUGGAAGUUGUUUUUGAGGAAGUCAGUCUUUUUUUUUUCUUUCAUGCCACACUUAACAGCGUGCACACACACACACACACACACACAUACAAACAACCCACCUGGGCGGGCUGCUGUGAUCUGAGAUUCCCUCCCUUGUGUCUGAUCUUUUAAAGACUGCUGAAGGGAAGAGUCCACCUAGACAAAUUAAAUGUCUUUCCACUCAUUUCAGGCUACGAUGGUGCAGCAGCAAGUUGUAGCAAGAGCCUGUUUGUUCGCAGGCGGCGUUAUCAUUUUUAGAAACCUUGCCAGGGCAGACGAUGAAGGGGGGAGUUCGCCCUGACCAGAAAGCCUCGAGGCAGCCUGAGUCUCUCCUACCUUUUCCCUUCUACUUAGAGCAAUUACAGGCCUGCACCCGCAACUAUAAUAAUGGUAUAAUGGGAUGGCAGCAGAGCAGCAAUAAAAACCAGCCCUGACAGAUUUAACAGUCCUCAAAGUGCUGAGCUGUAAUUAACAAUGAGACUGAAAGAGGAACAGAGAGAAAAGAAAGGGCCUCGAUUGAAAGCUAGGAAAGAUAAAGAUAAAACGGUGUUGUGGAGGGAUUUUAAUACAAUUACAACAAGCCUUAAACUAGGAUGAGCCUAAGAUCUUAACUAAAGCUGGAUUUUGAAAUCACUGGCAUGAACUAAUAGAUUAUCAUCGUCUUCUAUUACAUCAUUUUGAUGUUUAAAGGUUUAUUUUGGCAUUUUCUGUGCGGUAAACGUUAAGCUACUGCUGAUAGUCUGUCAGCUUAGUUUAGCAAAAUGACUGGAAUAAACUGGCUUUGUCCAAAGGUAUCAAAACCCACCGACUAGAAACUCUAAAGCUCACUAAUUACCAUGUGAUGUAUCAUUUGUUUAAUUUGCAUUAAAAACGGACAUAAAUCCCUUUAAACAGUAAAUUGUUUUGUUUUUCAAUGUAUUUAACAAAAGAGAUAUCCCGUGUUAUUUGAGCUUUUAAAGUGCUAGUUUGCAGAUUUUGCUUUAACUUAUGAAAUAAAUGUUCAUUGCACAAUGUAAUGACUAUAGCUUGUUGACACUAUUACCGUUUACGUUGGUUCCCCAUCUUCAUUAUGCAGUUCAGUCUGCCACCGGGUACGAUCUGUGGUGAAAAUGAAGGCAUGAUUUACGCCACAAAGGAAGCGCAUCAACCAUUGCAGAACCAAAAUAGGAAGGGGACAGCAGCUAGCAGUUAUUAAAGAAUAUCAAUUGGAGGACUUGGCUCUGUAACUGGACGGUUACCAUUCAAGGAGUAGCAGGAGAGGUGCCAGUGAUUAAGGCACCAAACACCCAAACUGUUAUGGUUCCUUCCUGUGAGGCAUCUCUUCAUACCUAACAGGUCCUACUUGUGUAUUUGGGUGGAAAAUGAAGUAUACAAUAUAAUUAUUAUGGAAGUUUUGCUGUUACUAUCUCCAGUAGUGGAAAUGUCAAACGGUGGAACAGCCGAGGAAACUGGAAAACAAAAAUGCAGUCCGUGCGUUCCAAUACUCUAGCAUACUAUUCAGUAUGCCAGAAACGAAUCAAUAUGUCACAAUACUCAAUAUGUCAAAUGCAGUUGGCCAAAAAUACCAGGAUGUUCUACUGCAUCCAGUCUUAUUUUGCAGCAUGCAAGCCAGCAUCCUUCUCUGGUUGUUCUGACCCACAAUCCUCUGCGCAGCAGAUACAUGAGCAAGAGGGUCAAAGUUCAAGGUGAAGUCGUAUUUCCCAAUUGAAAGCAUACUGCAUGCAACAGUAUGUGCUUUGUGAGGGCAGCUUCAGUACGUACUAAAAGUAAAAAGAAAAUGAUUUUGAUUUGUAACAGUCGGUGUGUCCUGUUGUUGGUAGUUGCUAGGCUGUGAGGAAAACAAAGUGAUCCGGUCGUCUUCACAAUGACACCACUUGGAAACAGCUGAGCUAACCAACUGCUGGCCCAGAAGCUAUAUUAAGUUAGCAAUCUUCUCAUCUAAGAAGAUGCAUCGUUCCCAAAAUGCUUUAACUAUUCCUUUUGAGCCUGGCGUGUCCUCGGGGGAUGUUUACCUGCGGAGAGAGAGCGGUGCAUUUUUGUGGAGAGAAGAACUUGCAAAAUGUGUGUGAGAGAGGAAGAUGGCUCUUGCCUACAUAAUCACACACUCCCUUCACUUUGGUGGCAACCCGCCCCACCACCACCACCACCACCACCACCACCUCUCCUACAUCCAG